GUGGGAGGGGGGUAGAUAGCAAUUACUGAUAUUGCCUUCCGCCGCAGCAUUAUACAAGGUUGGAUUCAUUUUCGUUUCUUUUAUUUGGUUUACUGAGUUCUUUGCUUUCUCUGGUUGAAACAUUAUAUAGAUUUAUCUGAACACCACACAGAUCUUUGCCUUUGAUCAAAAGAAAGGAAUUUGUAAAGAAAAGCAAACAUGAAUAAAACCAUCUUUUUACUAUUUAAGAUCUUCUUGCCAUGACUCUUUUUUCCAACACAAACAAGACUAAUUGAAAAUGAUACAAGGACAGCCCGAUGCAAUAGACCCCUGUGGUCCGGCCCUCUUCCCCCGACCCUACGGAUAGCUCUCUGGGACAUUGGAGAAACUGGUAAAGUUGUUGUCAUGUGACCAGGAAGUCACGGGUUCAAGCCUUGAAACAGCCUCUGGCAGAACUGCAAGGUAAGGUUGCAUACAAUAGACCCAUGUGGUCUGUCCCUCUUCCCCGGACCCUACGCAUAGCUACGAUGCUUUACACUGCAAUCUUUUCUUUUGGAGAAAUGACAUUCUCUUUGGUGCUUAAGAAGCAACCUAUGAUGAUAUUCUCUUGUUUUUCUCUUUUUUUGGUUCCUUUCUUAACUUGUAAAGUCGAGUAUGUUGCAGCUGCCUAUAGAUAAUAUCGCCAUUAUUAUUUCGUUAAGUUUUGCUCAUUUGAGUUGGUUACAAGAUUUUCUUUGUUCUGUAGUCAUGUUUUGUUCGUUUCUUAAGUAAUCGACUACUCUACUUGCUUGUUUUUAUGAGAAAAGAAUCAUAAGAUGAAGUGAAUCUUAAGAGAUCCAAGUAUUACUUUGUCUUGGGAGGUUUAAUAAGUUCUUAGAACUGUUUAUGCUCAUGAUAUUUUUUCACUUUUGACACGAAAGCGAAAUACGGAAACAUAAAAAUCCCUUUCUUGUGAUCAAGGCAAACACCAGAUCCCUUUCUUCUUUAAAAUUCAUUAAGAAUCUAAUUAGUUUUUCCUAUAUAUUCAUUAAGAGAAAGCGAAGGACUCACAGGAUUGUCAUUGAGAGAUCUUGGAUAAAACUCCAAAUCCAAAAUGGAUCCGACCUUGUAUAAAGCUGCGAUGAGAGGCAAUAUCGGAGAUGCCUAUUUUAUACUUGCUGAUCAUUUGAAAAGGGAUGAAGAAAACGGUUACCAAGUCACUCCAAAGGGUAACACGGUCCUCCAUGUUGCAGCCCUCUAUGGCCACUCCUAUUUCGUGGGAGAAGCCCUUAAGAUUACUCCAGCAUUGUUAUGCUGUCAAAACAAGAAAAAUGAAACCGGUCUUCACAUAGCAGCUAACGAAGGGCACACUGAAGUAGUACGUGUGCUACUUGCAUGUGUCGAAGAUCAUAAUACUAAGGAGAAACUCACGAGGAUGACAGAUGCUAGUGGAGAUACAGCGCUGCACAAGGCCGUGCGGAGUCAACAUCUAGAUGUAGUUAAGCUCUUGGUGAAAGAAGAUUCUGAAUUUGAAUUUCCGCCUAACCAUGCGCAGGAUACGCUACUCUAUCUGGCGGCUGAAUCUGGUUUUCAUGAUGCUUUGACUAACAUCUUGGAAUGCUGCAAGAAACCAACUUACACUGCAGAUUGCAUUAGAUCACUCUGGCAAUGGAAUAAGUCUUUAUGCGAGGAACCUGACUUAUGGGGUUGGAAUUCACUGCACUAUGCUGUUAAAUUAGGAUUGGAAGACGUAGUUUCUGAUAUGCUGCGGUGGAAACAAUCCUUAGUGUACCUUCCGACAGGCAGUGAAAAUGACUGGACGACAACAAUUCACAUUGCAGCCAGUGAAGGUGACGUAAACAUGAUAUAUAAGCUAUUAAAUCACCGCCUUGAUUGUUGGGAUAUGCUUGACAGCAACAGUCAAAAUGCUCUUCAUGUUUCCGUAUUGAACAAUCAAGACGAGGUAGUUCGCUUCUUAUUAGACUCUGAUAAGUGCGACAGCCUUGUUGAUGAGCCAGAUAGCGACGGCAACACUCCUCUCCAUUUGCUUUCUGCCUCUGGUAACCAUGUGCCUGAAUUAAUAAACCAUCCUAGAGCAAAGAAGAUGUCAUUUAACAAAGAAAAUCAAACCCCACUUGAUAUAGCAUUGUGAUGCACAGUGACAACAAAGAAGGAGAAAUUGAUGGAGGAUUUGUGUAGCAUUGGCCGAUUUGGAAAACGUGACUUUGAGGUAAAGCGGAAGUACGAGUACAUGCCCAAUCCAAAUGCUGAAACAGGAACAGGAGGCAAAAUGCAACUGAGAGAUGAUGAUCACGAUAAAGCUGAAAAGGCAGAUCAAACAGUAAUCGAAAGUAUUAUGAAGAUA
Capsicum annuum is the source of this 2323-nucleotide messenger RNA. RefSeq names its product ankyrin repeat-containing protein ITN1-like. Gene Ontology annotation, molecular function: protein binding. The record is from RefSeq and is a predicted model, not a curated record. The coding region runs from base 1073 to 2110 and encodes 345 amino acids. The transcript is spliced from 3 exons. NCBI's taxonomy places the organism in Eukaryota, Viridiplantae, Streptophyta, Magnoliopsida, Solanales, Solanaceae.